Molecule: messenger RNA, 1486 nt
Organism: Theileria equi strain WA
Lineage: Eukaryota; Apicomplexa; Aconoidasida; Piroplasmida; Theileriidae
Product: aspartate carbamoyltransferase, putative
Exons: 2
Coding region: 365-1486 (373 amino acids)
Biological process (GO): amino acid metabolic process; 'de novo' pyrimidine nucleobase biosynthetic process
Molecular function (GO): amino acid binding; aspartate carbamoyltransferase activity
Source: RefSeq, a predicted model, not a curated record
AGUUUGUUUCUGUUUGCCAUAAAUACCUCCAAUCAGCCAGAUAGUCUCUGGUUGUCCUGCAAACGCUUCAUCUACAAAACACGGAAUCUCCUUGUCUAUUUUGCGUUUGCGACUUGCUUUCCAUCGACCUUCUACAGCGUUCUGGGAUUUUGACGACUCAAUCUAGCAUAUAUCACGUUUUGGUCAACCCAUUCCCCUGGUAAGGCCACUGUUAUUCCGGAAAGUCGUUGGUUUCACAGUAGAAGCAUUUCUGCCUAUCAUUUGCAUAGGCUAAUUGUCAAAGCUACAAGACGGACAUCCCAAGGGAAGCCUGGUGAAGAACAUUCUGCAGAACAAGCACCGAUAAAACAUGACUCUUUGAAAGAUGGAAAACAACCUCUUAAAGAGCCCUUGGCUGACACUAGGUAUAGGUACGGCCGGUCUGGCGGCUGUAUGCCUCCUCUCCCAUGUACCAUGUGCCAAAGGAAUCCUGACACAUUUGGGAAUCCUCUCAAAAGCUCCAGUCGAUACUCUGGAAGCUUCCAUGCGUAAGGUUGCCUCUACCCUGAGUCGAAGGAGUUUUGUAUGUAUUGAUGAUCUAUCGUCAUCGCAGAUCCACUGUAUCAUGGAUUUGGCUUCCUUCUUCAAGAAACAGGUAUCGCAGAAACUCCCAUGCAAGUUCUUGGAUGGAAAGAUCAUGACAACACUAUUCUACGAAGCAAGUACUAGAACCAGGUGUUCCUUUGAGGCUGCAAUGUUGAAUUUGGGCGGCAGGGUUAUCUCGGUUAGCGGCUCAACAUCCUCCGCAGUAAAGGGAGAAACUCUAGAAGAUUCGGUCAGAGUACUAUCAUCCUACUGUGAUGUACUCGUUUUGAGGCAUCCGGAGACAAAUGUGAUGCAAAAGGCAAAGGCGCAUUCCCUGGUGCCACUUGUUAAUGCAGGUGAUGGCUCAGGAGAACAUCCUACACAGGCCCUUUUGGAUCUCUAUACACUUUGUGUGUACUUUCCAAUCUUUGAAAAGGAGUUUACCAUUUGCUUUGUAGGAGAUCUCAAAUAUUCCCGCACAAUCCAUUCGCUUGUAAAACUAUUGAGUAGAUUUAAUGUUGUUAUAAAGUACAUUGCUCCAAAAUCGCUCCAGAUGCCAACUGAAAUUCAACGGGAAGUAGAACAAAACUUUGCAAAAUAUAAUAUCCCUGAUUUGGCAUAUCCGCGUCAAACUAGUUUUAGCGAGCUUUCAGAUGGACUAGAAAAUUGCGAUGCAAUUUAUGUCACAAGAAUACAAAAGGAACGUAUGUCCCCAGAGGAGUACGAUCUUGUAAAGUCUUCCUACAUAAUAGACAAAAGCACAAUGGAAAAGCUCGCUCCACACGUCAAGAUUCUGCAUCCACUGCCAAGAGUAGAUGAAAUAUCACCAGAGGUCGACAAUGACGAGCGCUGUAUCUACUUUGAACAGGCACAAAAUGGCGUAUAUGUCAGAAUGGCGCUCUUGUAUCUUUUACUUACGUAA